GAGUAGGGGUCUUGUUUAAGAGACUCAGUGCUAAUGCCUCCUCUGGUGAUGCCUUGAGAUUUAGGGGACUUGCUUGGGUGAACAAUGUGAUUGUGGAGGAGUGGAAGUUGUCUAGGUGCAGAGCCCCUUGUACAGUGGAAGCUGAGCUUCUCCAGAUUAGAGAUUGGCUUUAUCAUGGAGCAGGUCAUCAUUGGCACAAAGUUUGGAUUCAAACCUUCAAUAAGGAUCUUAGCUCAAGACUUAACUCUCGUGAUUCCUUUGAAUCAAGGUUAUCUAUGGUGGUGGAAGACAUUUAUUCCUUGCUCUCGGUCUUUUUCUA
This is a messenger RNA of Striga hermonthica, 319 nucleotides long. NCBI's taxonomy places the organism in Eukaryota, Viridiplantae, Streptophyta, Magnoliopsida, Lamiales, Orobanchaceae. The record is from the annotation of a GenBank genome assembly.